Molecule: messenger RNA, 264 nt
Organism: Staurois parvus
Lineage: Eukaryota; Metazoa; Chordata; Amphibia; Anura; Ranidae
Source: the annotation of a GenBank genome assembly
CUGUACUAUGUCCGCAAUCUCUGGUCAUCUCCUGUACUGUGUCUGCAAUCUCUGGUAAUCUCCUGUACUGUGUCCGCAGUCUCUGGUCAUCUCCUGUACUAUGUCCGCAGUCUCUGGUCAUCUCCUGUACUAUGUCCGCAGUCUCUGGUCAUCUCCUGUACUAUGUCCGCAGUCUCUGUCUCUGGUCUCUCUCUCCUGUAUUAUGUCCGCAGUCCAUUGAUUCAAAAUAUUGCGUGCGUCUUAUGGAGCAGCGAACAAUACAGU